CCAACAUUGUUAUAAGGGAAAUCCUCCUUUUCCUUGAGUUCAAGGACCUCAUGGAUAACAGACUUGAACUUGUCAGCAAGAAAUUCUAUCACAACAUCAUGGAAGACAACGAGUUGCUCAGAAGAAUGUUAGACAACUAUCUGGGCAUAGUAAAAGAUUACGAAAGAGAACAAGAGUACCAAGAUUCAAUAUUAGAUUACAGAAAAGCCAAACAAGAAGAAAACAACAAAGAAGAGAUAAAAGAACCGGAAAGGAAGUACAUAAGAUAUAUGAUGACAACAGCUUCAAUAAUCAAAAUCUAUCAUAGAAUGUCCAAAAAGGGGACGAAGCUGUCUGUCAUGUGUGCUAGAUCAACAGGAGGGCAUCAAAUUAACCAUAAUAACAUUUUCUGCGUAUUUCAAGGAACUGGGGAUCAUUACAACACUUGCAUUGAGAAUUAUUUCCCAAACGGAUUAUCAUGCAUAACAGGAAUUCCAUACUCAGAAAAUCCCAGAACAGUGGAGAAUAAGGCUAGCAAACUUACCCAAGCAAAUGAACUGUGAGAAAUAUACCAGCAGACAUCUCUCGAUUCCUUGAGUACGAUAAGAAGUGGAGGACUACGAUAUAAAUAUCGAGUAUUGUAUCCUAGUUCCUCAUCAAGUGAUGACGAAGAAAUGUGUUGAGAAGAGAAAACUAUUCCCCUCCAUAAGGCUUACAAAAGACUUGAAAAUUCUUCAUACAAAGCCCCUGAACUUAUUGGUCAUGACAAAGGAAAUGUUAGAAAAUCUUUAAGCUAUUAUCAAGAGGACCACACAAAGAUCAUUGAGUUUGACAUUUCGAUACAAAGAGAACUCACGAGAGAAAAACUCUUCGUGCUUGACAACAUCAAGAUUCACCGACUUUUGAACUGAAAUAGCAACAUUAAAGCUUUUGCUUUGUUUGUACAUGACUAUCCAGUAAUUCCAGAAGAUCAUCCCCUAACCACUAUUGUGAAAGUUCUCUACAAUUCUUUAGAGUGGAAUGGAAAAGAAGCUUCUGAUCACAACAUAAAUAUGGAAGAAAUAGAACCAUAUACAGAUUCGUUUAACGGUUUUCAAGCCCAGGACAAAGUUAAUCGCGCUCAAGAAAUUUUUGAUGUUUAUGCUAGCAAAGAUUGUUGUGGAGUCUUUCCUGAAGUAUUGAGCACAACACAACAUUCUAUUAAUUUUUCUCAGAAAUUUUAUUCAAAGAAAUUAAAUGAAGGAAAAAUAGAGGAGGUAAAGGGUAACCUUAAAAAGAUGACAGAAAAGAUUCAUAAUAAAUCAGAUUUCCUACCAGAAAUAGGUUCCUUAGACAUGGACCAGAUUAUCCAAGAUUCCAACUAUAGACUAGCUUGUAUCGCCUAUAACUUGGAUACCAAAUACAAUAGCUAUACCAUCGAUUUACCUCAAAGUACUUUAGGAAGAUACGUCACAAUCCUAUGUCUGGAUGUCCAUGAUAGAAAGCUCAACUUUAAUAAGCAAUUUUACUGUUUAUCUCAGAUCAGCGUAAAAUAACAAGCAAUAGCAGACUAACCAUUCUUUAACAUUUAGAGUUUGUAUUAUAGAUAACUUUAGAUUAAUCAUGCUUGAACCUACCAACUAAAGUUUAAGCAGAGAAAUAGUGCUGAGGAGGGAGAAUAAAUCAUUACUUAUUGUGACAUCGGCAGAAUCUUUAUCAGCGGAUUUGAAAUCCCAAGUUGCCUUACCUUGGCCAAUGAAUAAAUUUGAAUCAUCU
Molecule: messenger RNA, 1734 nt
Organism: Moneuplotes crassus
Lineage: Eukaryota; Ciliophora; Spirotrichea; Euplotida; Euplotidae
Source: the annotation of a GenBank genome assembly